GGAAGAAAGUUCCUUGGUUCAGAAUGUCUCAGACCGUGGAGCAUGUGCCGUUUAUCCUCGCGAUCGUCGUGCUGCUCAUCCUCGUGGCGCUCAUGGUUGUCAGUAUCGUUCUCUGUUGCAUUCAGGUCUGCAGAUCUGGUUCCCUCAUGCAUGCGCAGUUUGGCGGUGGACAGCAGUCAGUCGUGCCAGCCCUGUGUCGACCAUGCCUGGAAGUAAAAGUGGAUGACAAUGCCGCCCAGUCGCCCUAUAUUUUAGAGUCAUGUGGUGACAUAUAUUACCUACACAAGCUCGAUCAUGAGAGGCUUGCUGGUCGACAACGUCGGUAUGGAUCCAUGGGGGAUAUCGACUUCAGCAGGGGGGAACAGGUGCGGCUUGGAAAUGAAAUAAGUUACCUGUAAUAAAGUGCAUGUUGGAGCAUGCUCUACGAUUUGGCUACAAAUAAACAAAAUAUACAAGA
Molecule: messenger RNA, 457 nt
Organism: Mya arenaria
Lineage: Eukaryota; Metazoa; Mollusca; Bivalvia; Myida; Myidae
Exons: 5
Coding region: 24-398 (124 amino acids)
Source: RefSeq, a predicted model, not a curated record